Hirsutella rhossiliensis is the source of this 1425-nucleotide messenger RNA. Its product is annotated as respiratory-chain NADH dehydrogenase, 49 kd subunit domain-containing protein. The transcript has 3 exons. The record is from RefSeq and is a predicted model, not a curated record. Gene Ontology annotation, molecular function: NAD binding; quinone binding; NADH dehydrogenase (ubiquinone) activity. Lineage: Eukaryota; Fungi; Ascomycota; Sordariomycetes; Hypocreales; Ophiocordycipitaceae. Gene Ontology annotation, biological process: mitochondrial electron transport, NADH to ubiquinone. The coding region runs from base 1 to 1425 and encodes 474 amino acids.
AUGGCAGCCCUCCACAGACUGGCUGGCCGGGCGGCCAAGCGCCUGAGCCUGGCAUCGACGACGCCGACGACAGCCACGCCGACGAGGAGCCGUCCCCUGUCAACGACGUGCCUGCGCAGGUACGCCGCGCCCGAGCCCAUGGGCACCCGUCUCGUCCCCGUCGACGACGACCUGGGCCACCCGCACGACCCUUACGGCAUGUCGCGCCAGCUGCCCGGCGCCACCAAGAAGUCUCGCGAGAACUCGGUCGAGGACCGCAAGGUCCGGCACUACACGGUCAACUUUGGCCCGCAGCAUCCCGCAGCCCACGGCGUGCUGCGCCUCAUCCUCGAGCUCAACGGCGAGGAAAUCAUCCGCGCCGACCCUCACGUCGGCCUGCUGCACCGGGGUACCGAGAAGUUGAUUGAGUACAAGACCUAUCUCCAGGCCCUGCCCUACUUUGACCGCCUCGACUACGUCUCCAUGAUGACCAACGAGCAGUGCUUCUCGCUCGCCGUCGAGAAGCUGCUCAACAUCGAGAUCCCUGACCGCGCAAAGUACAUCCGCACCCUGUUUGGCGAGAUUACCCGUGUCCUCAACCACCUCAUGUCCGUCUUGUCUCAUGCCAUGGACGUUGGUGCUCUAACGCCCUUCUUGUGGGGCUUUGAAGAGCGAGAAAAGCUCAUGGAGUUUUACGAGCGCGUCUCCGGCGCCCGUCUUCACGCUGCCUACGUCCGCCCCGGCGGUGUCCAUCAGGAUAUCCCCGUCGGCCUGCUCGACGACAUCUACCAAUGGGCGACCCAGUUCGGUGACCGCAUCGACGAGACCGAGGAGAUGCUUACCGACAACCGCAUCUGGAUCGAGCGGUUGCGCGGCGUCGGCGUCGUCUCGGCCGCCGAGGCCCUCAACCUCUCCUUCACCGGCGUCAUGCUCCGCGGCUCCGGCGUGCCCUGGGACAUUCGCAAGAGCCAACCGUACGACGCCUACGACAAGGUCGAGUUUGACGUGCCCGUCGGCGUCCACGGCGACUGCUACGACCGCUACCUCUGCCGAAUGGAGGAGUUCCGCCAGUCUCUGCGCAUCAUUCACCAGUGCCUGAACCAGAUGCCCGCCGGUCCUGUCCGGGUCGAGGACUACAAGAUCUCGCCGCCCCCGCGCGCCGCCAUGAAGGAGAACAUGGAGGCCCUGAUCCACCAUUUCCUCCUCUACACAAAGGGCUACGCAGUGCCUCCCGGCGAAACGUACUCGGUCAUCGAGGCACCCAAGGGCGAGAUGGGCGUCUACGUCGUGAGCGAUGGCAGCGAGCGACCAUACAGAUGCCACAUCCGGGCACCUGGCUUUGCCCACCUGGCGGGCUUCGACCAUGUUUGCAAGGGCCACCUGCUGGCCGACGCCGUGGCGGUUAUCGGUACCAUGGAUCUGGUGUUUGGUGAGGUUGAUCGGUAG